AUGAUGUGUCCAUUAAGUUGUUGAUGUGUCCAGUCCUAUGUGUCCACUAUUCUUUUAUGUUUAAAAUUAAUUUUUUUACGUUGUAACUCUAAAAUAGAAGGAAGGUGAAGAUAUUAGAAGGUCACGCAGAAGGUGAAGAAAGUAGAAGGUCAAGCAGAAGGCGAAGGUGCUCGUAGACGACGACGGAGCUGAAGGCGAAGGUGCUCGUACACAAGAGCAUUGCUGAGGUCAAUCUGGACAUGGAUGAGUUUUAUGUUGAUUUCCAUCAUGGGGGAUUUUUCGCCGGUGAUAAGUAUGAACAAGGGGAAGUGUCGAACUGGAAAUGUGAUGCUGAUAAAUGGAGUUACUUUGAGAUUUUGGGGGUUGUUAAUGAGAUGGGAUAUCCAGGGGUGCUUGAAAUUUGGUACGACUUUGCUGGGACAUUGAAAGCGUUAGAAGAUGACUAUGGUGCUAUAGAAGCACUGAACUGGUCUAAGACAAAUGGAAAAGUUGAUAUAUACAUUGUUCACCCUAUAUCCCAACCUGACAUAGUGGCCCAACCUGAAACAACUGAGGUCCCACCUGAAACUGAGGUCCCAGCUGAAACUGAGGUCCCACCUGAAACAACUGAGGUCCCACCUGAAACUGAGGUCCCACCUGAAACAACUGAGGUCCCACUUGAAACAACUGAGGCCCAACCUGAAACAAAUGAGGCCCAAUCUGAAUCAAAAGAGGCCCAACCUGAAACAAAUGAGGCCCACUCUGAAACUGAAGUAGGUGAAGUAACUGACAGGGACAUAAUAGAAGGGUUUUAUGACUCAGCUGAUGAGAUUUUAAAUGAUGGAUUUGGAGAAUUGUUAGUUGGAGAAGGGUUCAUAGCUGGCCAAAAUGAUCAACCUCUUGAUGAACUACUGCCAGAGGAGACAUCUAAAAAAAGGAAGAGGACUAAUGGAAGACCAAAGAAAAAAAAAAGUGGUAGUGGAACUCCAAAAAAGGCAAGUUCAGGAAGCUUAAAUAAGGGAAAAAAGGGAAGACCAAAGAAAAAACAAGUGGAUGAAGGAUUAAAUGCAGAUGGUGUAGAAACAUCAAGUGAGGAAGAUGUUCUUGAUUUUGGAUUUAAAAAAAGGAGCAUAGGUAGGAAGGUAUGUCAUGGGUUGUCUGACUCUGACUAUCAAACUGAAGAGCUAAUAAGUGAGGAUGACAUGAGUAGUGAUUAUUCAGAUGAGAGUGAGAAGGUAAAGUAUCCAUCAUUUGUUCCUCCUAAGAAGUUCAAUGACUAUAAGUGGGUGUUAGGAAGCUUGUUUUCAACAAGGGAAGAGUUCAAGGAAGCUGUAGCAAGUUAUGCUGUUCACAAUGGUAGGGAUUUAAGAUACCUGAAGAAUGAUAAGACUAGAGUCAGAGUGGGUUGCAAGGAAGGUUGUGGAUGGGUGGCUUUGUGUUCUAAAUUGCCACAUGAGGAUACUUGGCAGUUAAGAACAUUAAAUGAUAAUCACACUUGUAGUAGAGAGUAUAAUGUUAGGAUGUUUAAUACAAACUGGCUAGGGAAGAAGUUGUAUUCAACAGUUAGAAUUAACCCCAGUGUCAAACUGACUGCUAUUUGUGACAAAGUACAUGAAAAAUGGAAUGCUGGAAUGAAUAGGAUGAAAGCUUACAGGGCAAGAAAGGCAGCAUUAGAUAUGGUUGAAGGGUCUUUCAAGGAACAAUAUAGAAGACUUUAUGACUAUACACAUGAGCUACUAAGAUCUAACCCAAACAGCACCAUUAAGAUCAAUGUCCAAGCAACUGAUGUGAAUCCUACUGAAUUUGAACAACAACCAGAAGAUUAUGUUAGCAGGCCAUUACUACCAAGCUUCCAUAGACUUUAUAUGUGCCUUGAAGCUUGCAAGAAAAGUUUCCAAGUUUGUAGACCAAUAAUAGGAAUAGAUGGAUGUUUUCUCAAGGGCAACUAUGGUGGGCAGAUUCUUGCAGCAGUUGGGAGAGACCCAAAUGAUCAAAUGUUGCCCAUUGCAAUGGCUGUAGUUGAAGCUGAGACAAAAGAUUCUUGGGCAUGGUUUUUUGACCUGCUAGUUAGAGACUUGGGAGGACCAGAAGUAUGUAAGAAAUUCACUUUCAUUUCAGAUCAGCAGAAGGGACUGUUACCUGCAAUAGAGGAGUUAUUGCCUGGAGUUGACCAGAGAUUCUGUGUUAGACAUCUAUAUAGCAACUUUAGAAAAAGGUUUCCAGGCAAGCAAUUGAAGGAAUUAAUGUGGAGGGCAGCAAAGGCAACCUAUCCCCAAGCAUGGGAAAGGGAAAUGAGGGAGAUGAGAAAGGUUAAUGAGGAAGCAUACAAGCAUUUGUUGAAGAUUCCUCCUAGAUUUUGGAGUAAAUCACAAUUCAAAUAUGCAACAAAAAGUGAUGUUUUGGUUAACAAUAUGUCUGAAACUUUUAAUAGUGUUAUUAUUGGACCAAGACAAAAGCCAAUUGUAACAAUGAUGGAGGAGAUCAGAGGGUACCUCAUGGAUAGAUGGGCAACUAAUAGAGCCAAAAUUGAAGAGUAUGAUGAGUCUGUACUACCAAGAAUUAAGAAAGUUCUAGAAAGAAGGCAGGAAUUCUCAAGGUUUUUUAUAGCAAGGUUAUCAGGCAACAUGAUUUAUGAAGUGAGGCAUACUAGUGUGACUGGGGAAAAAUUCACAGUUGACCUCAAUAAGUUUGAGUGCUCUUGUAGGAGUUGGAUGCUGACUGGGAUUCCAUGCCACCAUGCAUUGUCUUGUAUCCUCAAUAGAUCUGAAGAUCCUACUGAGUACAUUCCUUCCUGGUUUAGGAAGGAGACAUACCAAGCUUGCUAUGCACCUCUGAUAUAUCCAACAAAUGGGGAGAACUUGUGGGAAUUGACACCAUAUCCUGACAUUCUUCCUCCCCCAUCUAGAAGGGCACCUGGGAGGCCAAAAAAGAGAAGAAAUAGAGAUGCUGAUGAAAAGAGGAAGGAUAGUACUACUGUUUCCAGAAAGGGCUUGCCAAAUAAAUGCUCAGCAUGUGGUCUAUCUGGACAUAACAAAUCAUCAUGUCCAUCUGCACCAAGACAGUCCAGCAAUGCAACCACUGCACAAUCUCAAAGUACCACCACUGUCCCCACCCAAACUCCCACAACUGCCCAAUCUCAAACACCCACAACUGCCCAAUCUCAAAGUACCACCACUGUCCCCACCCAAACUCCCACAACUGCCCAGUCUCAACCUACAAAUAGAGUUCAAAAAAAGCAGUCUCAAAAUGUUACCAUCCAAAGCCAACCAACAAGUAGAGUUCAAACAAGGCAAUCAGCAGUGACCCAAAAACAAGGAGUUCAAACACGCCACUCAAUCACAGUUGCUCAACUACUUGCCAUGAGGAGGGCUAGACAAGGACAAGGACCAACAGCAGCAUUUCAGCCACCAACAAGUCAGAGACCCAAGAUGCCUUAUAAAAGAAAAUCCAAAUAGGAUGUAACCUUGUUUGGUGCUUUUAGGGAUCUAAUGUUUUGAUUAUUUUGGGAUCUAAUGUUUUGACUGGUUUUUCUGUUAUGAAGUGUUUAAUACCAGCUAUCUAGUUAAGUACUAUCCUAUCUACUAUGUAACCUUGAUGUAAACUGGUUGAAUUUCUUUUUGGGAUCUAGUUAAGUACUCAGCUAUCUACUAUGUAAUUCUGUUAUGAAGUGUUUAAUACCAACUGACAAUGUUUUGGUUGAUUGAAUAUGCAAUGUUUUGGUUAUUUAUUGAUUUAC
Molecule: messenger RNA, 3715 nt
Organism: Vicia villosa (hairy vetch)
Lineage: Eukaryota; Viridiplantae; Streptophyta; Magnoliopsida; Fabales; Fabaceae
Exons: 4
Coding region: 240-3434 (1064 amino acids)
Molecular function (GO): zinc ion binding
Source: RefSeq, a predicted model, not a curated record